Molecule: messenger RNA, 2433 nt
Organism: Cuscuta campestris
Lineage: Eukaryota; Viridiplantae; Streptophyta; Magnoliopsida; Solanales; Convolvulaceae
Source: the annotation of a GenBank genome assembly
UUCACAAUCUCCACUAUUGUUAUUAUAAAAACCGCCGUCGAUAGGCCGGGUAAGCUCAGCCCCGGCGGCAGCUAGCGGUUGCGCAAUUUUUUCCCUUUAAAAAAACAAGGCAGGCGGCGGGCAGCUUUUGUUGACCGGAAAGCUCAGGGAUGAAAUACGUAUUGGUCACCGGAGGAGUGGUUAGCGGCCUCGGGAAAGGGGUCACUGCCAGCAGUAUUGGCCUCAUCCUUAAGGCUUGCGGCCUUCGUGUUACUUCCAUUAAAAUUGAUCCUUACUUGAAUACUGAUGCUGGAACUAUGUCUCCUUUUGAACAUGGAGAAGUGUUUGUCUUGGAUGAUGGAGGCGAGGUGGACCUAGAUCUAGGCAACUAUGAGCGUUUCCUAGAUAUCAAGCUGACACGUGAUAACAACAUAACUACUGGUAAAAUUUAUCAGUCUGUUAUUGAUAAGGAGAGAAGAGGAGAUUAUUUGGGAACUACUGUUCAGGUUGUCCCUCACAUUACAGAUGCCAUUCAAGAAUGGAUUGAACGUGUAGCUGCAAUUCCUGUUGAUGGUAAAGAGGGCCCAGCUGAUGUUUGUGUCAUAGAAUUGGGUGGAACAAUAGGGGACAUUGAAUCAAUGCCGUUCAUUGAGGCUUUAGGACAAUUCUCAUAUCGAGUUGGUGCUGGAAACUUUUGCCUGAUACAUGUCAGUCUUGUGCCAGUGCUUAAUGUUGUUGGCGAGCAGAAAACAAAACCAACUCAACAUAGUGUUAGGGGAUUGAGAAGCCUGGGGCUGACACCUAAUAUUUUAGCAUGCCGGAGCACAAAGGAGCUUGAUGAGAAUGUGAAGGAGAAGCUUUCUAGAUUUUGCCACGUUCCGAGUCAAAACAUUAUUACUCUAUAUGAUGUCUCGAACAUUUGGCACAUUCCAUUGCUUCUAAGAAACCAGAAGGCACAUGAGGCAAUGUUGAGGGUUUUGAACCUUAAAGGUGUUGCUAAGGAGCCUGACUUGAAGGAGUGGACAUCUAGGGCUAAACUCUCCGACAUGCUACAUGAGCCCGUAAGGGUUGCUAUGGUUGGAAAGUACACUGGCCUGUCAGAUUCUUAUCUCUCUGUCAUAAAGGCUCUUUUGCAUGCUUCUGUUGCCUGCCACAGGAAACUUUGUAUAGAUUGGGUUCCAUCCGGAGAUCUUGAAGAGAUUUCCAAAAAAGAGAAUAUUGAUAAUUAUAUGAAUGCCUGGAAGUUAUUGAAGGGAGCAGAUGCUGUACUUGUCCCAGGGGGGUUUGGUGACAGGGGGGUGGAGGGAAAAAUACUUGCUGCUAAGUAUGCCCGCGAAAAGAGGAUUCCUUACCUGGGAAUAUGUCUAGGAAUGCAAACUGCAGUGAUUGAGUUUGCGCGAUCUGUUCUUGGAAUCAAAGAUGCAAACAGUACCGAAUUCGACCCCAAUACAAAGAAUCCAUAUGUCAUCUUCAUGCCAGAGGGUUCAAAGACUCAUAUGGGAGGGACUAUGCGUUUAGGAUCUCGGAGGACAUAUUUUCAAGUUGAUGACUGCAGAUCUGCCAAAUUAUAUGGAAACAUGAAAUUUGUUGACGAAAGACAUCGCCACAGAUAUGAGGUAAACCCUGAAAUGGUAGAGGAGCUUCAAAGAGCCGGGCUGUGUUUUACAGGAAAAGAUGAAAGUGGUGAACGCAUGGAGAUUGUUGAACUGCUUGAACAUCCGUACUUUGUCGGGGUUCAAUUUCAUCCCGAGUUCAAAUCAAGACCUGGAAAACCUUCACCUCUCUUCCUAGGACUUAUAGCAGCAGCAUGUGGACAACUGGAAGGUCAUCUAAAGAAGGGCGUUUCGAAUGGGAUCAUAAACAAUGGGAACUUGACUCUGAAGCCGUUCCGAGCUAUAAACGGAGCGAAGCUACCCAAUGGAUCCUUUGAAGGCAUACAUUGCUGCAACGGUAAAGGAAUACGUGCUUGACCACAUGCUUCUAUUAUCCCUUCACUGCUUUUUUUUAAUUAGUUUCUUCACCGUCUUUUCCCUCCAUUUAUGUCGCGAUCUAGUGAACGCAUGUGGUUAUAACCCCCGCCCCCUCAGAGUGUGGGUAGUGUUGGAUUCCGGCCUUUUUUAGUCAUACGGAACAAAAACCCGCGGCGCCUAUCUGCUUGUUUUAUUAUAUAUGCAGUGGAAAAAGACUAGAGGGGAUGUGAUGGUUCUCUUAGGGCUUUCAAAUUUUUUUCUUCUUUUAAAUCCUAGGAUGGUUGCAUCUGAUUUAUGUAGCGUUUUGGUGUUGAUAUGGCAUGGAAUUGUUAAGAGAGGCCUUGAAUUGGCUGCCAGUUUGGUUUUAGUUGAUCAAGAGAUGUAAUGUUAUUGCUAUUUGAGUGCGAAGUAGUUUAUUGUGUGCUUCUUCGUCUAGCGCAAUCAAAUGUGUUUUUAUUAUCAUAAAUAAUGGAAGCUGAAUUAA